Pestalotiopsis fici W106-1 is the source of this 780-nucleotide messenger RNA. RefSeq lists its product as uncharacterized. The record is from RefSeq and is a predicted model, not a curated record. The coding region runs from base 1 to 780 and encodes 259 amino acids. The transcript has 2 exons. Lineage: Eukaryota; Fungi; Ascomycota; Sordariomycetes; Amphisphaeriales; Sporocadaceae.
AUGGGCCUAAAGGAUUCUCGCUGGGCAUCAGCCCCCACCACUGGCUCGCUUAGGACGUGGCCGCAGAAUGCGCAGCCAUUAUCAUCGUCAACACCAGCAGCGACGCGUCCGGCUCCUGCCUCUACCAGUCGGGCGAUCAAGACUUCUCCCGAGAGGGAAUUGGAUCGAUACCUUAAGCUGGUAGCUCGUCUCAAAUGGAAGCUUUCAUUCCUCUUCCAGGGUUACAGCUUGGCUACAGACCGCGUUGGUCGUUCAACCGACGAGGUCGCUGCCGACGAGAUGCACUUCAAGAUUGACUUUUACGAAUAUUAUAUGCAUAUCGAGCGAGCCUUGGUCCAUCUCAUGGGCGUCUUUGGCAUUGAGAUUACUGGCCUUGCCGACAGUACCCACAACUCCUCCGGCAGAUCGCACAGCCACCGAUUCCACGCCAAUGUUCUCGCUGCUCUCGAGAGGCCGGAUAAUCCGCUGCGGGAAGCUUUGGGUCAAGGAGGGGUCAUGAAACAGCUCUCGAGAGCCAAACAACUGCGCAACCGCUGGAAAAAUGCAGAUGGAGAUUCCGGUCCAGACGAGAAGGGAUAUACACCAGCUCCGCUAGAAGCGUACAACCUCGAGCAGAUAUUGCAAACCAUCUUUGCGGGCUGCGACCAAGCGUAUGCAAUUGCAGAGUCGCACAUUCAGCAGCUUCGAGAUGAUUCCGGGCCUGAUAAUCCCAUGGACUGGGAACGAGAGGAAGAGGACUGGGGCUUCAUUGCAGAUGCCAUGGAUUGGGAGGCUGUUUAA